Scophthalmus maximus (turbot) is the source of this 2610-nucleotide messenger RNA. RefSeq names its product protein kinase domain containing, cytoplasmic b (gene pkdccb). The coding region runs from base 224 to 1711 and encodes 495 amino acids. The transcript has 7 exons. NCBI's taxonomy places the organism in Eukaryota, Metazoa, Chordata, Actinopteri, Pleuronectiformes, Scophthalmidae. The record is from RefSeq and is a predicted model, not a curated record. Gene Ontology annotation, biological process: protein phosphorylation. Gene Ontology annotation, molecular function: ATP binding; non-membrane spanning protein tyrosine kinase activity.
ACCACAUGAGGCCGAGGCCUCCUGCAGAGUUGCUGCUGCGCGGGUGUAAAGUUACGAGCGCACAGGACACACCUCCAGAGGGAGUUCCCUGGUGGACACAAGGAGCCGAUCACGUCUCCUGCAGGACGCCCAGGAGGAGUCCUGCCAUUCGGAGCGAGCGGUCGUCGGAGCCCGCGGCCGUGCGCCUUCCCCCCGCAGCUGUCGCCGUGCCACGGGAGGCAACAUGCCCGAGAUGGGCAACUCUUUACGCGCGGCCGCCCUCCUGGCGUUCGUGGUCCUCUCCAUUCUGGUGUCACUGUUGAUCAGCAGCGUGCAGCAGUUCGGAGCGAGGGUAUCGCACUUUUCCAAUGCAACUGUUGCAGCGGCUGAUGCGGAGGAGUUGGCGACGCUGCGCGGGGCGUUGAUUCACCAGCUGAACGAGAGGCGCAAAGAAAUACUUCCGCUGCUUUCACCCGAUGGAGAUGAACAGGGACAACCGGCGGGGACUCGACUUUCUCCCGAGCCGGACGCGACUGUGGAUUAUGAUCUGUGGAAUGAGAUCACGCAUGGCUCCAGGAAAGCGCAUAUGGAUGAAAUGGGCUGUGACUCCCUGGUGGACAUGCAGGCGGUGGAGAUCCUCGGCUCUGGAUACACCAAACUGGUUGUCAAAGUGAACCUGGCCGGAGGUCAGCCCGUGGCCCUAAAGCUCGUCAACGAGCAGGGGAUCGACAUGGGGAAGUGUUUGGAGGAUUUUAAAGACCCGCCGGGCUGCAGGGAGCUCGUGUCCUACAAGCUGCAGAAAGAAAUAGUCCUGUUGCAGAGGCUGCAGCAUCCAAAUGUCAUAAAGCUCAGGGGUCAUUGUGCAGGAGAUGCACGAGUCCAGGGAGAACGAGGAGCAGACCGAGGAAGAGUCACCGUGAUUCUGGAGCAGGGGAAUCCUCUGCAGAUGAUCCAGCUGCUGCAGAGCCCCUGGGAGGACAGAUUCAGGGUGUGUCUGGACCUGGUCCGACUCCUCCACUUCCUCUCGCAGUCUCCUCUUGGCUCUGUGGCUCUGCUGGACUUCCAGCCCCGGCAGUUUGUCACCGUGUCCGGCGAGCUGAAGCUCACCGACCUGGACGACGCCAGCGCGGAAGAAACCGCCUGCCAGAGUGACGCAGACUGCACCCUACUGUUUCCCCACAGAAAUUUCACCCUGCCCUGCUCGACUCGGGGCGUGUGCGAGGGCCUGAAUGAGAAGAGGAACAUUUACAACGCCUAUAGGUAUUUUUUCACCUACCUGCUGCCUCACCAGGCCCCGCCCGGCCUCACACACCUGGUAGACCACAUCAUGAACUCCACAGGGGAGCUGAAAGCCGACAUCAAUCAGACACUGGAGGCCUUUGAACAAAUCCUCCUCCUCUACAAGUCUGGCCUGCACCUGGACAACCUGCCUCCAUCAAUAAUCAGAGAUUACACCGUGAUCCGAGGUAUGGGAACCUCUGGGAACGUGGAGUACCGCUGCUGGCCGUCCUACAGCCAGCAGGGCUGCGUGCUGUCGGUCCACAGCGCCAGAGAGGCUGCGUACAUCUGUAACUCCCACUCCCAGUGCAACAGCUUCACUCUGAGCGGACAGAAGACGUGGACGGGGCGUCUCCUGGCCUCUUUCAGGAGCAGCUUCAGUCACCUGGUGCCUGGUGGGACAUCAGAGGUUUAUGUGAAGAAAACCAAAGCUCCUGAGACCUCCGCGGCGUGACGUGAGGAACAAACAGAACAGUCCUGUUGAGAUUUUGUUGGGAGUUGCUGUGGAGUGGGGAUGAGCGAUAACACACAGCCGGCGAUGUGAAGCAAAGCAAAAUGUUGCGCUUAAGAUGAGAAACUGUGUCCUGCUCGUGAAACAUGACGAGCGCAGCUCGGCUCUGUGGGUUCACGGGAGGAGGAGGAGGAGGCGUUUGAAGUGAGGCAAGUGAAUGUGAUGUAUUUAUAGGGCUUCUGCUCAGUGACUGUUUGAUCUGCCUGCCAGCUCACUGCCUCUGCCAACUACUAUUUUAAGGGAUUUCCCUUCAGGUACAAUUAAGGAGGGAGAGCCUUGCGCCCUUGACAUGUGUUUUUUUUUUUCUUUUUUCGCCCAUUUCUUUAUUUGCCAUGUGUGUUGGCUUUCGUUGUGAGGCCAGGUCCCCGUAGUAGGACUUUUAAGCCAAAGAGGUAAUGAGAACAGCCACUGCAGCUCAGCGCUUGAAGCCCGAGGACGAGAAAAGAAAACAAGCUCUUAUAGAAAUACACUUUGAUGUUAAUGCGCUGAGGUUUCGGCUGUUUUUUCACGGUUCCCUGGCUUAGCUGCGCUGUGGUAUGAGAUGGCAACAACCAUGUAAGCAUUUACACGUAAACAACGAGCAUCGAUGAUUAAAACCAUUCCAGAGUCUGUUUUACAUACUUUUGUAAACUUAGUAUAUAGUGCUUAGUUCAUAAAUAUUUAUGUGAUCAAAUGAUUAAAUGUAAAUGUUCUUACAUAAUUGUGCAUUAUAGCUUACGUGCACCUUGUGGGUGAAACUUUUAUUUUCAAUGAAAAAUGAUUCACUUCAGUGGCUUUUUUUUAUACUUCACUUAUUGCAACUGUACAGUUUUACAAUUUGUAAUAUAAAUGUAUUGUUUUUA